Messenger RNA from Andrographis paniculata, 1343 nucleotides. RefSeq names its product enoyl-[acyl-carrier-protein] reductase, mitochondrial. Bases 27 to 1169 code for a protein of 380 amino acids. Lineage: Eukaryota; Viridiplantae; Streptophyta; Magnoliopsida; Lamiales; Acanthaceae. The record is from RefSeq and is a predicted model, not a curated record. Gene Ontology annotation, biological process: fatty acid metabolic process. The transcript is spliced from 9 exons. Gene Ontology annotation, cellular component: mitochondrion. Gene Ontology annotation, molecular function: trans-2-enoyl-CoA reductase (NADPH) activity.
CUCCGACGGACUAUCCAACUUCAACAAUGGCAACUGCCGGUGCCAGACUCGUCCACUCGAUCGCCCCGUUUCGCAGGCGCAGAGGCGCGGCUUUAUCUCAUCCGCCGUGGGUGGGGCUGUUUCGCCCUCCAAACAGAGACUUGCGAGCAUUUUCCUCCACCUUGUCUCCGCCUUCCAAGGCCGUCGUCUACGAGGAGCAUGGCCCUCCAGAUGCCGUCUGCAAAGUGAAAGAACUGCCCCCCGUACCAAUGAAGGACGACGACGUUUGUGUCAGGAUGCUCGCAGCUCCGAUAAAUCCCUCCGACAUCAAUCGAAUUGAAGGUGUAUAUCCUGUGAGGCCACCUGUUCCUGCUGUAGGUGGAUAUGAGGGCGUAGGGGAGGUACAUUCUGUAGGCUCUGCCGUUAAAGGACUUAACCUUGGCGAUUGGGUCAUCCCUUCACCACCUUCUUCAGGUACAUGGCAGACUUUUGUGGUCAAAGAGCAAAGUGUGUGGCAUAGAAUUGAUAAAAGCACACCCAUGGAGUAUGCUGCCACCAUAACUGUUAAUCCUUUGACUGCACUGAGAAUGCUAGAGGACUUUGUGGAUCUAAAAUCAGGCGAUGCUGUUGUUCAGAAUGGUGCUACAAGCAUUGUGGGGCAAUGCAUCAUUCAGCUUGCAAAGCUUCGAGGCAUCCAUUCUAUCAACAUCAUAAGGGACAGGGCAGGAUCUGAUGAAGUAAAAGAAAAGCUAACAAGACUGGGUGCUAGUGAAGUUUUUACAGAGAGCCAACUGGAAGUUAAAAAUGUGAAGAGUCUUUUGGGUGAUCUACCAGAGCCAGCAUUAGGAUUUAACUGUGUUGGUGGCAAUGCUGCUUCCUUGGUCCUCAAAUUCCUGAAGCAUAGUGGGACAAUGGUUACAUAUGGUGGAAUGUCGAAAAAGCCUAUAACAGUCUCUACUACAUCUUUCAUAUUCAAGGAUUUGCAGCUGAGAGGAUUCUGGUUGCAAAAAUGGUUGAGUUCGGAGAAAGCGAAAGAGUGCAGGGAGAUGAUUGAUUACCUUUUGGAUCUAACCCGUCGUGGUGAGCUAAAAUACGACAUGGAGGUUUGUCCAUUUGAUGAAUUUGGUGCAUCAUUGGAGAAGGCCCUUGGGAAGUUGGGAAGUCAUCCCAAGCAAGUUCUCAAGUUCUGAUUAUUAUUAUUAUUAUUAUUAUUAUUAUUAUUACUAAUAUCGGAACCACUGGAAACACUACAAAUACACUUCGAUAUAUCUGUCUGUUUGCAACUAACGGUUGAUGGAUAGCUGUUAGGAAGCAGUAAUAAAACCUUCUGUUUUAACAGGUCACAAUCCAAGAAAGUUAUCAGA